Messenger RNA from Coprinopsis cinerea okayama7#130, 6774 nucleotides. RefSeq lists its product as hypothetical. Gene Ontology annotation, molecular function: protein binding. The transcript has 7 exons. The record is from RefSeq and is a predicted model, not a curated record. The coding region runs from base 1 to 6774 and encodes 2257 amino acids. NCBI's taxonomy places the organism in Eukaryota, Fungi, Basidiomycota, Agaricomycetes, Agaricales, Psathyrellaceae.
AUGAACGACGAUGCGCAAGAGGCCGCUUUGGGUUUGUUAGGCCUUACACCCACCAACCUUGUUGACUCGACCAACCCGCUCACCGCCAACAUCGCCCACACGACGACGCCGCUUGACGCCAACCACAAUCCCAACACCGACACGACGCCGCACGACACCAACCACAAAACGACACCACUGGACACCAACCACAAAACCAACCGAGUGGGCAUCGCCAAACCGAGCCCGUUGAUUGGGGGCGAGAAAAUGGUACCCUCGAAGCGGAAGGCGGUCCAUCUUGAUGUCGAGGAGGAGGUUUUACCUCCCGCUUCGAUACAGCGCACGACGUCAAAGGACCGGGCGGCGUCUUCUUCUUCGACUACACUGAACCGUCCACCGGCCGCAUCUUCGAGUCGACCGCCGUCGUCCACAGCGAACCGGCCACCCCAGUCCUCAACGCGGCCACCCACCUCAUCUUCGACUCGACCGCCGAAUUCGUCGACCAAACCACCGAGGGGUAGUCUAGCCACAGCACCACCGCUAGCGACAGCAUCAUCACAAGACCCCGACACGACGCCCAUCGACACGAACGCCAUCCGGUGCAUUUGCGGGUCGACGUUCGACGACGGCUUCAGCAUCGCGUGCGAUAUCUGCGAGCGGUGGUGCCAUGCUGCGUGUUUUGAUAUUGUGGAGGGGAGGGUACCCGAGGAGUGGAGGUGCUGGGAGUGUAGUCCCAGACCUGUGGAUUUUGCGAGAGCGGCGAGGCUGCAGAAGGAGAGGGUGAGGAUUAUUUUGGAUGCGCAGGCUGUUGGGGGUCGGGAGGCUCAAUCUUUGUGUUAUUCUAUACAGAUGCAGGGUCAAGGUUUAGGGCAGGGAGGAAGAGGGGGAGCAGGAGGGUUGGGGACGCCGGGGCCGAGGAGGAGGGCGAGUCCGGGCUCGGCGGUGGUUGAGAAGGAUGGGCGGAGGAGGAGGGCGGCGGCGGCCUCGGGGGACGGGGGGAGCCACAAACGCCGCCGCAGAAAUUCGACGCAUCAUACGCUGACACCGGUCCUCCCCACCGUCGUUGUGAACGGCGCGCACGGCCACACUGAAGACACACCGCCCACCGAUAUCAUCGACGUCGAGGAGGCGUGGAGUUCGUCGUACGUCCAUGUUUCGAAGGAUAUCGUGCCUAGUGAGGAGACGAGGAAGAAGCUUUGGGAGGAGGCGCAGAAGUGGCGGGGGGUGUCGGCGUUUAGCACGAGUUUGGACUCGGGGGCGCCUGUUGUGCUGCCGAAGGAGACGAUUGAGCAUCCGCCGAAUCUUGCGGUGCGUUCGCUUGACCCGCAGACGUCCGUCCACCCAGCCCUCUCCUUCUCGUCAUCGAACCAUAGCGUCCGCCCGCCGACAUUCGCACUGCACACCACCACCCCUAUCCCCUCGCACUCUUUCAUCUCGCCUUACACCUCCGUCCUGACCCCUUCGCGGCAUUACGUCGAGGACGUCUUGAAUGGCUAUGCGAGCACGGGUCUACCGAAACCCUUCGUCCAUUUGUUGGGCAAGCCGUGGGAUUUGGCGUUGGAUUCGAGGAUGGUGGGGUGUGAAGGACGGUUUGUGAGGAGUGGGUGUAGGCCGAAUGCGGUGCUUCGGCCUGUUAUUUGUGAGGAUGCGGCGGUGUCGACGCGGUCUAGUGCUUCUUCGAGGAAGAGGAGGAAGAGUUCGAAUUCGAAGGGGAGGGAUAAGGAUGGUGGAGGGAAGGAUAAAGACGGUGGGAAUGGAGAGGAUGUAGAGGAGGAAGAGGAGGCGCCCCUCAAGUUUGGGUUGUUCGCGCUUAGGGAUUUGAAGGAGAAUGAGGAGGUGGUUCUUGGAUGGGAGUGGGAUGAUGGUAAUGUUGUGCAUACUCUUCCUGCCGUUGUGGAGAGUCCUUGGAUGUUCAACACCCUCCGUUCGGCAUUUUCAUCGCUCGCGUCGUCGUGUGGCGAUUCGAUAUCAACCACGCAUCCAACGUCCAACCUGCGCCACUCUUCAACCAACAACCCUUAUGACGACCACAAUUCCACCGACCACAAUUCCACCGACUACUCAAACAGCUCGACGCAGCUCGCCCAAUUACGAUCUCAGAUCGCCAACAUCCUCCAUGCGCUGAGUUCGACGUUUACGACGUGCGCGUGUGGAGCGAGGAGUAAAGAGUGCGCGUUUACGUUGAUGGGGAGGUUUGUUAGUGGGGAGGUGCCUGAGUUUCUUGGUGGGGGUUUUGGGCGUGGGGAGGAGGCUCGAGAGUUUAGCGAUGGGAGGUGUGGAAGGGGGGAGUGUUCGAGGAGUAGAGAGCGAGUGGGUGAUAGAGGAGAGGAUAGGGAAGGGGUGAGGGAGGUGGAGGGGGAGGGGGAGUUUAGAGAGGGUUCGUCCAAGGAUGGAGAAGAUGGUGGUGUUCUGCGGGGAGGGCUUGGGAGUAAGCGAGGGUGUAGGACGAGGGAGAGGGUUGUGGGGAGUGGUGGGUUGGGUGGGUUGGAGGUUGUUGAUUUGACGGAUGGUGGGUUGGAGGGAGAGGGUAGGAGGAGGGCGGGGAAAGGGAAGGAGAGGGCUGUGGAUGGAGGUGGGGAUGGGGAGAGGGAGAGGGUUGGGAGGCGGAGACGAGCCUCUUCUCGAUCACGACACGACGGCAACGCAGAUGUCGAGUCGGUGUCUGGUUCACCGCUCGUCGAUACGCGUGAACUACGGCCUCCUGAUCCUGAUCGGAUGGACGUCGACGACGGCGAACCGGCAAUAUCGGCUCGUGGAAGGAGGUUAUCGGUGGAGCGUGCUGAGGGUGAUAGACGUGACGACGCGGUUGUGGAGGGCGAGAGCGAGAGCGAUAGACCGCCCGUAGAAGAGGACAUGCCGCCCAAGAUGAGGAAGAGGUGGAUGCAUAGGGCGUUGGGUGCGUUGAGGGAGAAGUUGGGGAGGGAAGAAAUGUCGUCGAUGACAACGACGGAUGGUCCGCCGGUAUCUACCAGUUCGACGAUCAAUGGUCCUCCGCCGCCUACGAGUUCGACAACGAAUGGUCCUCCACCUUCGACGAGCUCGGUUCUGCACGAUGCGCAGCUGCUCCACCCGCCGCCUCCUCCUUCGUCGCCUUCGAGUGCUGGGACGGAUGUUGAGAUGGAGGUUGAUGUUGGGAGAGGAGGUGUAUCGCCCGCUACGUCCUUUGCGCGCAUGUCGUUGGUCUCGCCCAGGCCUGAACCUGAACCCGACAAGACGACUGUCGAGAGCGAACCCGAGACACCCGCUUCAGCCAACCACCUGAACCCGACCUCCAUCGGCCGCCUCGAGAGACCGACGUCACCUAACCACCCUCGGAACUCGAACAGACCCAACCCCCUCGAGAGACCGACCUCGAUCGACCACGAGAAGCGCACCGUCGAAAGCGAAAACGAGGAAGUGGAGAGGAUGCCCCCUCCGCCUACACCGAAGAAGAGGGCUAGAGCAUCUGCUACGUUGCCUGCUAUCCCCAAGUCGCCUGUUAAGCGACGGGGGAGGAAGAGUGGUGCUGCGGCAGGGGCUGGCAGGAGGAAGGCGAGGAGGGUGGUUGUUGUGGAGGAAGAAGAGGGCGCGGAGGAGGGUGAGGACGAGGCUGGGAGGAGUACGGUUGAGAGCGAGGACGAGGACGAUGGCGAGCAAGGGCCCAGGCUACAGCACCCUGCUAAGCCCGAGGUUGCGAAGCAAAGCGAGGUUAGAAGUGAUGGGGAGGACCAUGACGAAGACGACGAAUCACACCUCCACCUCGUACCGCAAGAUCCGAACGAGAUUAUACCGGAUACGCCCAUGUCGCCUAGUCCUACGCCCGAGGCUUUGUCUUCUGAGGAGGACGAUGGCGGUGAUGAGGCGGAUGAGGCGGUUGUGGUGGUGGAACGGGAGGAGGAGGAGAGGGAGGAGACGCCGACGAAGGCAAUGACGAAGAAGAAGGGUGCUGCUGCUACGUCGAAAGCCGCGUCGAAGACCGCCAAGGGCCGGGGACGGGUUUCUUCUGCGAGGGAGAAGGUCGAGGAGGAGGUUUCGACGUCGACGGUGCCCAAGGGCAAGGCUGUGAAGACACCCAAAGCUAACGAGUCCGGGAAGAAGACCAAGGCGAAGGCGACGGGAGGCGUGAAGGUGAAAGCGCGGAGGCGGACGAUUGUUAGUGAUGAGUCGUCUGAGGAGAAGGAGGAUGUGCCGUCGAGGGAUGAACCGCCGCCUCGCGACGAGGUUCUCUCGAGGGACGAGGUCAGUGUGCCUUCGAGGGACCCAACACCCAAACACGCCACCGUUCCGUCGAGAGCUGCAAGCAAGUCUGCGACGGAGAGUCCGGCGUACUCGCCUUCGUCGCACGUUAUCGAGUUGGGAACGGCAGCGCGAGCGUCAACCGUCGACGAGCCCGCUCUCUUCUCCGCCUGUUUCUGCUCUCGCGUGGAUAGGGCGGAUAGGAACGAGGGGGAGAAGAUGGAUGUUGAUGGGGUGGAGAAGGAGCCUCCUACUCCGUUAUCGCCUACUUGGUCUGUUGGGGAGAAGGAUCAGGAGAAGGACGAAUCGGCGAAGGAUGGGCGAGCCUCGACGACGAAUGUUGAAGGAGCUUUGGCGGGUGGAGGAGGUAUACGCUCGGCGCCGAUGGAUAUUGACCUCGAUGCGAGGUCGAGGUCUGCUUCUGUCAUACCUGGGUUGGAUGUGGGUGUGCAGAAGCGGGUUAAUGGGGGUGUUAAUGGAUCGAGCGAUUCCACCUCGACGACAGCAACAGCUGGUGCCACCAACCCUUCGUCGGAUCCCGGAUCCCUUUCAGAGGGUACUGCUACGGGCACAGGUGUUGCUUCGAUACCGAUUGUUCCAGCACCUGUUCGUGAACCUACGCCUCCGCCGCCUCCACCGCCGAAAGUGAAGAUGACGCUCAAAGACUUUGCGAUGCGGAAGAGGAAGCAGAGGUUGGAGGAGGAGAAGAUGGGUGGGUUGAAGGAUAAGGAGAAUCAGGGUGUCGCCAAUGUUGGCGAAGGUGGUAAGGAGAUUGGUAAGGGGAAGGAGGGGGUGGUGAAGGAGGUUGAGAUGAAGGACGAUAGUAGGAAGGAGGAUAAGGCGAUGAAGGCCGACGAAGUAAAACGGUCUCCGACUAUCGCUCCUGCAUCGCCGAGUACGACGACUUGGGAAUCGCCUGCGGUUUCUCGAGCUUCACCUUCGACUUUCCGGGAGUCGCCGUCCGUCUCUCGUGCUUCACCGUCCUCUGCUCGAGAUUCACCCGCCAUCGCUCGAGAUUCACCCGCCAUCGCUCGAGAGUCACCUUCCAUUGCUCGAGAGUCACCUGCCAUGCCUCGAGACUCGCCUCUCAUCACCCCUCUUUCACCUCGUCCGCCCCGUGGUUGGUCAGAUUGGAGCGCGCCCUCGCCUGGUUUUGGAUCGGUUGACUCUCCUACACCUGGAGGAUAUGGAUUUGGUUCGACGGGUAUCGGGUCUGGUUAUGGUGUGGGUUCGCCGUCUAACCUCCUACUCGCUGGAUCCGCAUCAACCUCUGCAACGCCCGCGGCGACUACGACGACUACGACUACAACCGGCGAGCGCCCACGCGACACCCGACCAGCGUUCGAGAAACCUGUCUUGUCGUUGAGUUCGCUGAUUAGUUCGCCACCUCGUUCGUCAGCGAUGCCCAGUUCACUCUCCUCGGCGUCGACCAUCGUGGCUUCAGCUCCCCUCGCCGUCGCUUCAGCACCGACCUCAGUGUUCUCGAGUUCCGCGUUUGGAGCUCCCACGCCUGGUAUGGAGAGUACGGCAGCUACUGCGAUGUACGAUUAUUAUUCGCAGUUUGGGCCCGAUGGGGAGGAGUACGGUGCGAGGAAGGGGGAGGAGAAGGAAGAGAAGCGUGAUAGUGGGGAAGCCUCGAAGGAGGGGGAGAAGGAUGGAGCUAGUGCUGUGGCUGCAGAUUCCAAGAACGGGCGAGAGGAGAAGGACGACGACGCGGUUUCGUUGGGUGACGAGGAGGAGGAGGGCGAGGAUGUCAGUGGAAGGAUUCCCGUCCAGUCUACGCCUGCGCGUGUAGGCGCGAUCCCCAAUACCACGACAUCAAAGGCGAUGCAACCUCCGCCUACCGCUCCCCGUGGUGGUAUCCCCUCAAUGGGAGCAAGACGGACGACACCGACACCCAUUCCUUCAGCGCCACGUGGUCGAUCGAGGGAUGCGAGGACGCCGUCUGGGCCCGCUGCGUUCCGUGAGGGAACGAGGUGGGAUAGGGACAGGGAUGUGAAUGGACGUGGGAGGAGUGCGAGUGUUCAUGCGUCCAGCCCGCCCCCGCCUAGUUCAGGACUUGCAGCUCCACCUCCACCGCAGAGUGCGCCAGCGUUUACGAGGGUGGGUGCGCCUUCGGCGUCACCUUCGACUGCUACCACGGCGGCGAAUACAACCGCUACGACGACGACCACGGCGACACCGACUGCACCUCGUCCCAAGACUAUCCCUACUGGUCCGAGGAGUUGGGCGCAGUCACAAGCGCAGGGCAAUCCUCCCUCGACGAGGUGGGGUUCGCCGACGUCGAGCUCCGGUGGACCGCCGUAUGGGCGCGGUUCGUUCUCUUCGUACCGUGAUUCUGGGUAUGGACGAGAUCGGGAUGGUCCGUAUCGCGACUCGUACUCGUAUCGCGAUCGGGAUAGGGACAGGGAUAGAUCUGUGUAUAGAGACUUUGUGAGGGGUGAUAGGGAGCGAGAAGGAGGUGGUGGUGGGUUGGUGUCGUCGGCGUCGGUGGGGUGGGGUCUUAGUGGGCGGCCGCCGCCUGCUGCUCCUCGUGCGUUGAGGGAGAGGGAGGAGAGUCGGUAUGGUGGGCGUAAGUGA